UCUGGUUCCUUGGUGAUUUUUAUCUACACCUCAUCAGGAACCCCUGAAUUGAAAGGUGAAGUUGGUGGGAGCGGGGAAGGGAUGGAAAGAGAAGUCAAGCUGCUUUCCAGGCUUAUAACUUGGGCGACUGGGAGGAUCAGGUUGGGGCAAAAAAAAAAAUCAGCUCUUGUUUGGGUAUGUUGAGUGAAGGCGCCCGUGGGACUUUCUAGUGGGGAUGUCCAGCAGGCAGCUGGUAACAUGGCUCUGAAGCUCAGAAGAGAAUGCAGGCUGGAGAUACAGAGCUCUAAGUCAACCCUGUGUGGAGAGGAGCUGAGGCUGUGGGUGUGGACAAGACUAUCCAAGAAAAGUAGGAAGAGCCAGACAAAAAGGGCUGAGAAUGGCGCCUUGGAAAACUCCAGCAUCCUCAGGGAAAAGGACCCUAGGGAGGGGAUGAAGCAGAUGAAUCGUCCGAUCCAAGUGAAGCCAGCUGCCAGUGAGGGCCGAGGAGAGGACCGAAAGCUGUUUGUGGGGAUGCUGGGCAAGCAGCAGGGUGAGGAGGACGUCAGACGCCUGUUCCAGCCCUUUGGCCACAUCGAGGAGUGCACGGUCCUGAGGAGUCCUGACGGCACCAGUAAAGGCUGUGCCUUUGUGAAGUUUGGGAGUCAAGGGGAAGCUCAGGCGGCCAUCCAGGGUCUGCACGGCAGCCGGACCAUGGCGGGCGCCUCGUCCAGCCUUGUGGUCAAGCUGGCGGACACUGACCGGGAGCGCGCGCUGCGGCGGAUGCAGCAGAUGGCCGGCCAGCUGGGCGCCUUCCACCCCGCGCCACUGCCGCUAGGGGCCUGCGGCGCCUACACCACGGCGAUCCUGCAGCACCAGGCGGCCCUGCUGGCCGCGGCACAGGGCCCAGGCCUAGGCCCGGUGGCGGCAGUGGCGGCCCAGAUGCAGCACGUGGCGGCCUUUAGCCUGGUGGCUGCUCCUCUGUUGCCCGCGGCAGCAGCCAACUCCCCGCCCGGCAGCGGCCCUGGCACUCUCCCAGGUCUUCCGGCGCCCAUCGGGGUCAAUGGAUUCGGCCCUCUGACCCCCCAGACCAACGGCCAGCCGGGCUCCGAUACGCUCUACAAUAACGGGCUCUCCCCUUACCCAGCCCAGAGCCCCGGCGUGGCUGACCCCCUGCAGCAGGCCUACGCUGGGAUGCACCACUACGCAGCAGCCUAUCCGUCGGCCUAUGCCCCAGUGAGCACAGCUUUUCCCCAGCAGCCUUCAGCCCUGCCCCAGCAGCAGAGAGAAGGCCCGGAAGGCUGUAACCUCUUCAUCUAUCACCUGCCUCAGGAGUUUGGUGAUGCGGAACUCAUACAGACAUUCCUGCCCUUUGGAGCCGUUGUCUCUGCUAAAGUCUUUGUGGAUCGAGCCACCAACCAGAGCAAGUGUUUUGGGUUUGUUAGUUUUGACAAUCCAACUAGUGCCCAGACUGCUAUUCAGGCAAUGAAUGGCUUUCAAAUUGGCAUGAAGAGGCUCAAGGUCCAGCUAAAGCGGCCCAAGGAUGCCAACCGGCCUUACUGACCUGCUCUCACCGACCAGCCACAGAAAGAAACGGAAGAGUGAGAAGAAAGGAGAGGAAAAGCACAGAAACGCUUGAGCAGCCCUUCCCAAAGGAGCAGCUGCGGACAGACGGAGGUGGAUCCGACCCAAGGCUGGUGCCUGGGGCUAAGGCCACUCUAAGGAUUGUUUUUAUCAAGUGCGUUGUUCUGUGCCUGCAGCAUAGAGCGCAGGCUGGCAGAGCAACUAGGGCUGGUGAAGAGUGACUGUCCAGGGGAACCAGCAGAGGGCGUUGGGGGUGCCAAGGGCUUCUCCGCAAGGGAAGCCCGGAUUCACUUCUUUCAAAAUCAUAUCAUUCCUUAGAGUUUAGGGACCAAAGGACUAUUGCUUUUUUAAGAAUAUAUAUAUCUAUAUAAAUUAAAACAAAGAAACAAACAAAAAAAGACAAACAACAAAAAAAAGACAGUAUAGAGUCUCAUAAAAGCUGCCUUUAAAUAUCCCUAGGAGACAGGGUGAAGGAGACCCUUGACAGCCCCAGCCUAGGCAGAGGGAGGCUGUAGAAAGAUUGUUCUGUGUCUCAUUCCCUCUGAAGCCACUCCCCGACCCUGCCCUUUUAAAAAUAAUUAAGGAUUUGAGGUCUAGGCUCAUAUGCAGGUAAUGAGAAAGUUAUGGAAGCAGUGAACCCGCAAUCCACAAUCCUCAAACUCAGAGUGCAUCCCGGAAGAGGCCCCAGGCGGAGCUCAGGUCCACCCUGGCCUUUGCCAUCCCAGGAGGCCCCCUAGCCAGCAAGAGUGGGACUGCCUUUCCUGUGGAACCACUGCUUCCCCAGGCAGGAAGAAAGAGGGAGUUCUGGCCACCUGAGCCUUUCCCUUGCCAAUCCAGGUAGACAGAGGCCCUGCCUUUGGCUGAGCUGAGACACCUCUUGUUUCCCUUCCCCUUGAACCAGUCCCAAUGUCCCCUUGCUCCAGGCUACCUUCUGUCUCUUAGUCUAAGUUUGCCCACCUGUAAAGUAGAUUCAGGAUAUCUGUAGAGGGCUGUGACAACAGACUUGGAAGGUUUGCUACUGUAUAUACUGCCAUUGAGAAGGGGAAAUUUUUCAACAUGUAGAAGCUUCAGAAUUAGAGGUCCCUCUUUACCCCGGACCUGAGAGGGAAGUAGAUGUUUUGCCAAAAUACUUCUUCAUUCCUUUAAAAAGUACAUCUUUCCUAUGCAAGAGUGUCUCACAUGUGCUUAACCGAGGUGCUUCUAGUUGGUGAGCAGUGUUGAGCUUAGAAGUGGUGUGUGCUCUGUCUGUCUUUGUCUGUCUGUUGUAUACAGUGGGUGCCAUAUAAAGCUGAUCAAUGGUGGUGCUUCCUGCCUGCUUCUGUGAGAUGGGCAAAAGAUUCAGCUUAGAACACCAUGACUCACCUUGCCUUGGUCAGCCUUUCCUGGGCCUGUAGGGCCUUGCACAUAUUUUUCCCAGGAGGAUUUCCCCUCCACCCCACAGACAUGGAUCAGCUUAGUCUGAGGCCCCAGCUGUGUGGGGUCACUCUAAUCCCCAGAUGUUGCUGAGGCUGAAGGCCUCUGAUCUGAUAACAUGUCAGAUAGUAAAAGAUGUGGGGGUGGGGUUGGAGGACUCCUCCUUCAUAACAGUUUCUAAGAAAACUUGUUCCCACCUGUU
Messenger RNA from Rhinopithecus roxellana (golden snub-nosed monkey), 3175 nucleotides. It is a transcript of the gene CELF6, whose product is annotated as CUGBP Elav-like family member 6. Lineage: Eukaryota; Metazoa; Chordata; Mammalia; Primates; Cercopithecidae. The record is from RefSeq and is a predicted model, not a curated record. Gene Ontology annotation, molecular function: mRNA binding. Gene Ontology annotation, cellular component: cytoplasm; ribonucleoprotein complex; nucleus. The coding region runs from base 238 to 1539 and encodes 433 amino acids. The transcript has 12 exons. Gene Ontology annotation, biological process: regulation of alternative mRNA splicing, via spliceosome; mRNA splice site recognition.